Messenger RNA from Drosophila obscura, 4612 nucleotides. It is a transcript of the gene stl, whose product is annotated as A disintegrin and metalloproteinase with thrombospondin motifs 16. Gene Ontology annotation, cellular component: extracellular matrix. NCBI's taxonomy places the organism in Eukaryota, Metazoa, Arthropoda, Insecta, Diptera, Drosophilidae. Gene Ontology annotation, biological process: proteolysis; extracellular matrix organization. The coding region runs from base 1037 to 4516 and encodes 1159 amino acids. Gene Ontology annotation, molecular function: metalloendopeptidase activity. The record is from RefSeq and is a predicted model, not a curated record. The transcript is spliced from 10 exons.
AAAAGUGGAGCCGUCGCGGAAGGUCGGUUGGGUUGGGGCUCGCUCUCAUACAUUAGCUCCCCUAGAGAGUAUUCAUCUCUUUCGCGACCACUGAAAUCCUUCGUGUGGAUCCACUGAGUGCGCAUUGACCUCCGCCAAAUUGUUUAUAAACGUUUCAGUUUUGAGUGUGAUUUGCAUAUGGAAAAUAAACGUGUAUGAAAAAUACCCAAUAAAAAUAAAAUAAAACACCAUUUGGCCGAAAGAGCGUUCUGCUUCAGAGACUAUGAUCUGUGUGUGCUUAAUUGUGCUCUGGCUGUGGCGCUUAAAUCAAAAUAAAUGCGUCUAAAUAUGAAAACAAAAGACUGGCAUUAUAUUUAAAACAGAACGUGGCUCUUGUUCGCCGAUAUCGCUAGUAAUAUUGAUACCGGACAGAACCUUGUACCAUCCACAAGCUGUGAGGUGGUGGGGUACAUUUUGCGAGAUUUCUGCCUUAUCUGGAGUGGCAAUCGUUGGGCGAGCACUUCACAAAGAACUCAGGAAACAAACUAAAUAAAUAACUAGUAAAAAUAAAAGUCAAGAGUGGCCCAAAUACAAAUCACCCGCUGAGCGAGCGAGCGAGCGAGCGAGCGAGAUGUUAAUGCAAUGCCUUGGCUUGCCAUGCCAAUUAAUUAGUGCAUAAAAAGUUAAAUUAACUGGCGUAAAAGUCGGAGCAGACAAUGAGGGAGAGGCACCACUAAGCGCCUUCACUUUUCUCUUUCAAGAAACCAUUUGUAAUUUUCACCCGUUCAAAUUUUCCGCAGACCAAUGAAAAUGUAACUCCAAGCGAAUCAACAGCAACAAAUUAUGAAAUUGGGCUGCAAAGCCAAGAAAAAGGAAUAAUAUUUGUAUUUGUGUAUGCAAUUUGUGCAACAUUCGCCGCCUGCCACUGUGUGUUGCACCAACAAUAGAGUGAUUAGUGCCACCCCGAUCCAAAGUACUACCCAUUCAAACGGAGUCGCGUAUUACAACGAAAAUAUCAACUUUGCUUUCGGUUGUCAACGGUCAUAAACGCAUCGUUAUGACUGUCUCAGCAAUGGCAUCUAAUCGCCGAUGGAUCUAUCGUAGUUGGAUCUUAAUAGGUCUGACCACCUUGUGGCUGCUAAUCGCUCCCGUUAGCCCCCACAAUUAUGAUGGCUAUGAGUCCCACUCCUCGUCCCCCACCUCCUCCUCCGUCCACAUUGAGCUGCGCCGCAAGAGGAGCUUGCAGUGGAAUGGCAUUGAGCUGGACGCGAACACACUGCUGGGGCACUUGAUGGAUCAUGAGCGGGCCCUGAUCUUUGGCACACCAUCGGCGGGCGAGGCGCCCGAUUUCAAGCUGGUGCACCUGGAGCAGGAGGAGGAGGAGGAGAACAGCGUGAAACGACGCCGCAGACGCAGCAUGCCAUUGCCCCAAGACGCCGAUAGCUCCCAUGGGCAAGGGAAUGGCGCUGAAGAGGGAGUGGAGGCCAGACUGCAACUGCAUCAGGCGCCGCAGCUGAUCGACGAUGCCUUCAUCUUCAUCCGUCGCACCGCCAACGGGACGCAGUUCGUGGAGCAUUCGCCGCAGUUGCUGAAGCGUCUGGAGAGCUGCUUCUACAGGAGUCCGGCGGCGGCCCUCGAUCUCUGCGAAACGGGCACUGCGCGUGGCGUGUUCCAGCAGAAUGCCAGCGACUUUGUGAUCCAUCCGCUACCCGCUCGCUUCGGAGCGGGCAACCAUGUGAUCUACCAGGCCCGCUUGGAUAGGAACAAUUUCGGUCGGCUGGGGGGGGCACUGGAUCCGUUAGACAGCCAGCUGCAGUUCGAGCCCGAUGCAGAGGAAUUCAACGAACCGAAGCCGAGACUCCGAGCCCAGACACAGUCGCAGUCCCAGUCCCCGCUGAGACUGCGCUUCCAGCCGCGACAUCAUCAUCAUCAUCAUCAAGAGAAGAGCCAACACGAGAACCAGAGAAAGAAUCUGAAACAUCACCAGAAGCAUGGACGCCGUCGUCGCUUCAUUGGGCCGCCGCCACGCGGCUUGUCAGUGCCCGAGGAGCUGUUCAUCGAGACGGCCAUCUUCGUGGACAGGGAUCUGUUCGCGCACAUGCAGCGGAACUUCCCCGCCGACACGGAGAGCAAGAUGAUCAGCUUCGUGCUGGCCAUGAUCAACGGGGUGCAGCUGCUCUACCACCACCCGACGCUCGGGCGGCGCAUCAACUUUGUGCUGAAGCGCCUGGAGAUCUGGAAGUCCUGGGAUCCCGCCAGCCUGUCGCGCUCCAGCGACGUGGACCACUACCUGAACAGCUUCUGCGAGUGGCAGGAGAAGCUGAAUCCCUUCUCGGACUUGCAUCCCCUGCACUACGAUCAUGCCCUCAUCCUGACGGGCCUCGACCUGCGCACAAUCACCAAGGAUGGCAAGGCCAACAGCCAGGUGGUGGGCCUGGCCCCCGUGUCCGGCAUGUGCACGCCCGUCUCCUCCUGCACCAUCAACGAGGCCAAGCACUUUGAGAGCGUCUUUGUGGUGGCCCACGAAAUCGGACACAAUCUGGGCAUGCGGCAUGACACCAAGGAGAACAGCUGCGACCCCAGCAUGCACAUCAUGUCCCCAAAGUUGGGCAGUGGCAAGGUCACAUGGUCCAAGUGCUCCCGCACCUAUCUGGAGGACUUCCUACUAGAGCCACAGGCCGAGUGCCUCUUCGAUCGGGGACAGUUUCUGGAUAACUUGGACCAUUCCGCGGGUGGGAUACCGCCCGGCGAACGCUUCGAUGCCAACCAGCAGUGCAUGCUGCGCUUUGGCAAGAACUUUAUGCGCGCCAGCAGCCAGAGCAAAGCGGAGAUCUGCCGGGAUCUCCACUGUCGGCAGGAUAAGCUGCCCUGGACCUCACAUCCGGCCCUGGAGGGCACCGAAUGCGGGGAGAGAAUGUGGUGUCGCGGUGGCUCUUGUGUGGCUCGCUCGUCGCAGGAGACCGCCCUGGCGUCCUACAGGCAGUGGCCGCACAAGCCGAGCUAUGAGAAGGCCAGCUUCAUGGAGUCCAACAGGAUCGGGCCGCUGCUGAGCGAGCAGGCCAGGCCGUCGGGCAACGAGCUGCCGGGAGCUGUCACCAACUGGAGCGCUUGGAGCGAGGGCAGCAAAUGCGAAUCGGAGUGCCUGUACGGACCCUCGAAUCGGCUGCGCGAGGGCAGCACCGGACUGCGUACCUUCAACCGCAGCUGCCUCAACUACCGGCAGCGGUGCAUGGGCCAGGAUCGGCGCUUCGAGAGCUGCAUCGCCAAGCAGUGCUACAGUGUGCCGGUCCAGACGAUCGCCAACUUCGCCACCCAGGUGUGCAUGCAGGCCAAGAAGCUGGACGGCGAGCUGACGGGCGAGGGGCAGCAGGUGAGCUCCACCUUUGAGGACUCCUGCAAGGUGUUCUGCCGCACCAGGACCAAUGCGACCAAGUCGCGUCGCUGGACCUUUCCCGACGGCACCACCUGCCGGUCCAAGCACCACAGCGCGGAGGACAUUGCCUACUGCAUCUCGGGGCGCUGCGAGCGCUUCUCCUGCGACAAUUCCACGAACAACUUCUACAGAAUGGACCAGACCUUCUGCCAGUCGAGGGCAAGGGACUCUGCGAAUGAGGAGAGCAGGCAACAGCAGCAGCAGCAGCAGCAGGCAGUGACCCAAAAGCGCUAUGCGGAAAAGCAGGAGGGAGUCACGCCCAGAAAUCGCUUUGAGAAUGAAGUGGCCGUGCGCAGCUUCUAUGGGCAGGACAACCACAUCAGACCCCAGCAGCAGCAGCAGCAGCAGCAGCAGCAACAGCCACAGCCGCAUAAGAGGAAGGUCUACGAGUCGUACCACAAGUAUCCACCCAGGGAGGAGCAGCCACAGAGGGCGGCCCCGCCACCAGCCUCUGCCUCGCUGAUCGCCAUCGAUCGCAGUUCCUCGGCGGAGACCGAAUGGGAGGUAAAGUCGGGCUGCCACUCCAACUGCAUGGCCGACUCGAAGGGCAUCCAGGCGGUGAGGUCGCGGGUCACGCGCGAGGAGACUUUCCAGCUCUGCACGCAUCGCGCGAAGCCCUGCGAGCGCCUGCAGACGGCCGCGGAGUAUGCGGAGCAGACCUGCGCCAGCUACAGGAUGAAGGUGCGCGGCCUCUCCGGCCACGGGGCCCAGAUCUCGGCCAGCAUGGACGAGCCGGAUCGCAGCUGUCGCGUCGGCUGCCAGGACGAGUUCAUCAAGUACCGGUACUACCUUGUGAACGGCAAGAACGGACACUUUCCCAUGGGCACGCGCUGCUCGCAGGUGAGCAAGCGAUUCUGCGUUUACGGCAAGUGCCUGGAGUUUGGCGACGACAACCUGCCACUGGAGAAGUCUCACAUCAGCCUGGCCCUGCUCCGGACGCGUCGCGAGGCGUUGGUUUCGCGCCGGAAGCGAAGCUUCCAGCCGGCAUCUCCGUUUCCCCAGUACAACAUCGAGCGAGGAUAUCUUCAUGCUGCCUCGUCGGACCACAUCGAAUUCACCCAUCCCAUUCACGUCUCCGCAGACGAACUGAGUAGCAAGAGCUGAUAGCCAGGCAUCCCCUUAGUCUCCUAAGUAUUAAGUUAGACCUACGCUUAAGGCUGUCCGCAAACUGCCUGAGAAAUAUACACGAAUUACUUCAUA